AUGAGCACAAAAGUCGGCGACAUCGUGGAGGAGUUCCACACAGACAACAAGAUGUCAACCGUCAACAACCACCACGAGACAUCCCGCAAAGAGUUGGAGGACGCGUCUCGGUUACCGGCGCUGGAGACCGCCUACACCGACAUCCUCAGGCAUCUUGGGGAGGACACCGACCGGGAGGGACUGUUGCGCACCCCGUUGCGCGCAGCCAAAGCCAUCCAGUUCCUCACCAAGGGCUACCAUGAGACCAUCGAUGACAUCUUAAACAAUGCCAUAUUUGAUGAAGACCACGAUGAGAUGGUGAUUGUGAAAGACAUAGACAUGUUUUCACUAUGUGAACACCACAUGGUGCCCUUUUUUGGCAAGGUUCACAUCGGGUAUAUUCCCAACAAAAAAGUGGUGGGACUGAGCAAGCUGGCAAGGAUUGUGGAGAUCUUCAGCCGUAGGCUUCAAGUUCAAGAGCGACUGACUAAGCAGAUCGCCGUUGGGAUAUCUGAGGCUCUGCAGCCAAAAGGUGUAGCCGUGGUUAUUGAAGCGGCGCACAUGUGUAUGGUGAUGCGUGGUGUCCAGAAGAUGAACAGCCGCACAGUGACAAGCGCCAUGCUGGGAGUCUACCUCGAGGACCCCAAAACCCGGGAGGAGUUCCUGUAUCUUUCACGGCGCACUUAACAGACAUUACGUGCCAUCCACUCCUGAGCCACUGUCUACAGUUGCACGUGGAAAGCUCUAGAGUUCCAGGGGAUCUGCAUCUGACUGCUGCAGAUCCAAGACCUUCACCUAUUGAUCUAACCUCAAUACACUGAAACCGUGAAGAUUUCAGUCUUACUGCUGAUCAUCUAUUGUUGGAAUCACUGUGAACACAACAUACUUAUUUUGAUGGUGCCUUUAGAAGAUAUUGUACAGUCUUCAUUGGCAGUAUAGUAUAUUAUUAUUGCCAAGUAUACAACUUCAGUGCAAUAUUGUACUUACGAUUUAAAUUGUUUUUCUGAUGGGACAUUCACAGGUGCUCUUGCAAAGUUAUUGCAUUUGUUAUUCACUGGUUUUGCUAAUUUAACAAAACUUGUGUCCUUUAUAAAUACAUUUAUAAAGUCUUUUAUGCAUUAUGUGGUAUUUUAGGAUGCAUAUUCAACGGUUAUGGCUGUAAAAUGAUUCAAAUGAGUAGAGCUGAUAGAAGUACUGAGUAGAUGUUUGUUUGAUCAGUGGCCACUGUGACAAGUCAAAAGCAGCAUUCUGAAAGUUUUCAGUCCAAUUUUGUUCAUGUUGAAAAUAAAUAAAACCUCAAGGGCAACUAC
Haplochromis burtoni (Burton's mouthbrooder) is the source of this 1289-nucleotide messenger RNA. It is a transcript of the gene gch2, whose product is annotated as GTP cyclohydrolase 2. Gene Ontology annotation, cellular component: cytoplasm. NCBI's taxonomy places the organism in Eukaryota, Metazoa, Chordata, Actinopteri, Cichliformes, Cichlidae. The transcript has 6 exons. Gene Ontology annotation, biological process: tetrahydrofolate biosynthetic process; tetrahydrobiopterin biosynthetic process. The record is from RefSeq and is a predicted model, not a curated record. Bases 1 to 666 code for a protein of 221 amino acids. Gene Ontology annotation, molecular function: zinc ion binding; GTP cyclohydrolase I activity; GTP binding.